Anastrepha ludens (Mexican fruit fly) is the source of this 1916-nucleotide messenger RNA. RefSeq names its product arrestin domain-containing protein 17-like. The transcript is spliced from 5 exons. The record is from RefSeq and is a predicted model, not a curated record. Gene Ontology annotation, biological process: protein transport. Gene Ontology annotation, cellular component: cytoplasm. Bases 47 to 1354 code for a protein of 435 amino acids. Lineage: Eukaryota; Metazoa; Arthropoda; Insecta; Diptera; Tephritidae.
CAAGUUUUUCUCCAUUCAGUUCGGAUCGGUCGGUUGUGAAAGCGAAAUGGUUGUAACUUGUGAUAUACAAUUCCAUCAGAAUGAGUUCGGCACUUAUUUUUCCGGUCAACUGGUGGAUGGAUCGGUGGUGUUAAAGGCAGAUAAGCCAAAAGACGUGAAAGCUGUGAUUUUGAACAUAUCCGGAUUCGCUAUUACAAAAUGGCGUGAAAAAAGAUUUAAUAAAAAGCGAACUUAUUUCGGACGUGAAGACUAUAUGGAAUCGAAAACUUUUUUGAUGGGAUCAGAAACAAGUCAAAAGUACACCAUACAAUCAGGCAUUCAUACAUACAAUUUCGCCUGCAAGCUACCAGAAAACUGUCCGACUUCAUUUGAAGGCCUGCAUGGCUGUAUAAGAUACAUAGUUAAGGUGACGCUGGUUAUACCUUGGAAAUUCAAUCAGACCUACUCACGAGGAUUUACCGUCAUGAAAAUGCUCGACCUUAACUACGAAUCGCCACAAUUAAAGAUUCCAUCUACCUCAGAGAACUACCGAUCGUACUGUUGUGGUCCCUGUAAAACUGAACCACUCAAAGUGCAAGUACAAUUGCCACAAACCGGCUAUGUGCCCGGACAGCGCAUCCCUGUCAAUGCAUUGGUUAUUAACAACACCAAGAUACCAGUAGCUGAGGUGCACUACGCGCUUGUCAUGGUUGUACGCUAUUCUGGUCAAGCGGUACAACAGAACUCAUGCCUGGAACGCAUUACUAUGACAACAGCAAAGGGAGGGUCUGUACUACGCAACUGCACACGUUCGUUGACGCAAGAGUUGCUUGUGCCGGCCACACCACCAACGUGCUUGCGUUCUUGCGGCAUUAUACGCAUAACCUAUCAGGUGGAGGUUGAGGCGCGCAUGAAGGGCUGGUAUUCUAGUCAAACGAUUACGAUACCCAUACUAAUUGGUAAUGUGCCGCUGUGGCAAACGCCACCGGUCAUACAGCAGCAGCCACGCAGCAGUCGUAUGCCGAUUGUCAGUGAAGAAGUUAUUUUGGAAGGAGAUGAAAAUGCAGUGGAUUGCUUUAAGGUUGAAGAAGAGGUUGGGAAAGGCGUUCAAAAUGAGCGCGAAAUUUCAGCGGUGGACGUGCAGUCGCCAGUGGAUCUUUAUCCGGAAUUGCCCCCACCAUCCUACGAAGAAUCUUCACAUACUUUACGUGGCGAUAUAAACGAGGAUGACUUGCAUGCUUUCGGACCCUGCGAAUUUGCACCACUCUAUCCCGUUUAUACAUUACCGUUGACUCUGGCGCCAACAGCUCCCGUAACACCUGAGCCAACUCGCGAUGGAUAUAUAAACCAAAAUUUUCAAAAUGAUAAAAUGUAAAUGAAAUCCUGCGAGUUCAUAUAUGUACAUAUCUAGAGAUAGUGAAUUUUAUUCGCCGUCUGUUCUGUGUUAACAGUUCAUGUAACAGUAUCUUCUCGAUAAUCGCUACUCGCGAUCACUGUGAAAACUGAAUAUCGGGACAGUUGAAAGUAUUUUUGUGGCAAUAUCGCCGAAAAUCUCAAACUUAAGAUCACUCCCGUUUAUGUUUUUUUGAAGCGCUGGACCGGCGAUUUAACAUAAAACUACAAUGUAAGAUCUUAUUUUUUACAUUUCUUCCCUAUAUCCGUGACGAUUUCUUCAAUAAUUAAAUAAAUAAACAUAGCAAAUAUAUGUAAAUACAAUAUAAUAUAUAAAUUUGUGAUUACUAUUUAAGCGUUUUCAUUACUACGUGCGAAAACCAAGAAAAAAAAAAUGAGCUCUGAUCUUUAUUAGUUGCGAUUAUCGAGAAGGUACUGUGCUUAUGUAUAUAGUACAUUUAUUUGAAGAUAUGUUUAAUCUAAAUGUACAUAGUUACCAAAGAAAUAAAUAAAUUAGUGUUUUUCUAAUGAAAAAUAAAUUAAAA